Molecule: messenger RNA, 2819 nt
Organism: Diachasma alloeum
Lineage: Eukaryota; Metazoa; Arthropoda; Insecta; Hymenoptera; Braconidae
Gene: Tpcn1
Product: two pore calcium channel protein 1
Exons: 10
Coding region: 162-2666 (834 amino acids)
Biological process (GO): monoatomic ion transport; transmembrane transport
Cellular component (GO): endosome membrane; lysosomal membrane
Molecular function (GO): voltage-gated channel activity; monoatomic ion channel activity
Source: RefSeq, a predicted model, not a curated record
CCUGGGAGCCUUCAAUCGUGGCUUCAACAACUGACUGAACAGCCCAGUCAAGUAUUUGCCACCAAGGUGGAUCGAUGAGACCUUCACUCGAGCCACUUCGUCAAUUAAAAAAUUAAGAGCAUCAUCAAAACUCAUCGUCAGUCACUCGGCUUCGUCAACAAAUGAGUUCGAAUUAUCAGCGACCAAUAGCUAGUAAUUAUCAAGUUUUCGACGAGGAUUCCUGCUCUAAUUAUGGACCCGAGGGAUACGGUAGCACCAGUCCCAAGACUCGAUUGAGGAUGUCACCGAGGGAGGACGCGAGUUCUCCUAAUGAAUUGAGCCAGAGGAGUCAGACACGGGGGUUCGAGGGAGAUGAUCUCACUGAGAGUGCUGCCUUCGACAGGCAGACCGCCCUGAUGGACGCUGACAUGCAUUGGGAGAUGAAUUAUCACGAGGCUGCUAUAUUCUUGGAGGAAGGAAGAAACAAUGAGAAGUUUGACUCGCACCCGAGACAUCCAGAGGAUCUUCCCGCCUAUCUUCUUGUUCACAACAGCUGGUACUAUGGCCUUGAUCUUCUCACAUCGGUUGUUCUACUGGCAUUAGCAGUCGUUGAAGAACCAGCAGUACCUCUAUUUCAGUUGCCAGUCUGGGCCCACGGAUCCAUCGAGCUCUUGGCAUUAAUCACAAUAGGGGUGGAAUUGGCAUUGAAACUUCGAUGGAUCGGCUGGGGUACGAUUCUCAAACACAAGAGAACAAUGCUCAAGUGCAUCACCCUGGCAAUAAUGUUCUUGGAAGCGACAACCGUUCUAAUCCGUCAAUCCUCUCACGUCCGGGUGACCCGUGCACUGAGGCCAAUUUUCCUGGUGGACACCAAAUACUGCGGUGGUGUGAGGCGAUUUAUCCGCCAAAUUCUCCAGACAUUACCACCGAUUCUCGAUAUGCUGGGUCUUCUCCUGUUCUUCAUCACUACGUACAUGGUUCUCGGGUAUUUUAUGUUUUCCGAGGGCAACAGCAACUUUGGCACACUGCAGGAUAGUUUCGUCAGCCUUUUUGUACUUUUGACUACCGCCAACUUCCCCGACGUCAUGAUGCCCUCCUACUCCCGCAGCAAGUGGUACGCCAUAUACUUCGUAACAUAUCUCUGCACAAUGCUGUACGUGAUGAUGAACCUGAUGCUGGCAGUUGUGAACGAGACAUUCACCUCAGCCGAGCGCGACAAGUUCAAGAAGCUCUUUCUCCACAAGAGGAGAGCAUGUCAGCACGCUUUCAAGCUUCUCGUCUCAAAGCAGAACCCCGAUAAAAUGCGGUUCCGCCAGUUCGAGGGACUGAUGCGCUACUACGCCCCCCAGAAGAGCACCCUCGACGUUAUUCUCAUGUUCAGGCACAUGAACGCAUCAGGCAGUGGUGCACUGAGCUGCGAGGAAUUCCUAUCGGUCUACGAUGUUACAACACUUCAGUGGGAGCCACAAUUCACUGGGAUACCCUGGUAUCACACAGCAUGGCCACCGCUCCAGAUGCUGUGCACUGGAGCCAAUGCCGCUAUCAUGUGGCCAUAUUUCGAGAGUUUUGUUUAUGCUACGAUAAUCGGAAAUGGAGUUGCGAUGUUCAUCAGACUGUUUCAAUCGAAUGCUGAUCUGAUUGAAUCAGCCCACAGAUUCGCUGGCUGUUGGGAUACUCUCCUAUUCGGUGCAUUUUUCGUCACUGAAGCAUUGAUAAAAGUCCUCGGACUGGGGAUGCGGAGGUACCUCAGCUCUGGCUGGAAUCUCUUCGAUCUCGGGGCCUCCAUAAUGUCCCUCGUUGCCUCUUGUGCGCUCACACUAUUCCCAGGGGCAACGUUCUUGGUAAUAUUCCGACCUCUCCGGCUACUGAGAUUAUUCAAAAUGAAGAAGAGAUACAGGGAUGUGUUUGGAACACUUGUUAUUUUAUCACCACUGAUGUGCUCCACCGCCAUUGUUAUGCUGAUUUUGUACUACUUUUUUGCUAUUAUUGGAAUGGAAAUGUUCGCCGGGUACGAUAUGAGGAAUUGUUGUGUAAAUACAACAGUUGAAGAUUUCUACAAAUACUCAGCAAACGGAAGCACAGCCCUGGGCUACUAUUACCUCAAUACCUUCGACAAUCUGAUGGCAAGCAGCAUGACAUUGUUCGAAUUGACAGUAGUCAAUAAUUGGUUCAUAUUCAUGAAUGCCUAUGCAUUUACUGCUGGCCAUUACACAAGAGUUUACUUCAUGAUAUUCUACCUGGUGACCAUGAUUGUUCUCACGAUUGUCGUGUCGAGCUUCCUCGAGGCUUUCCGAUUCCGAAUUCAGUACAAAAGGUCGACGUCGAAACGGGAUGAGGAAAAAAUGUUACAUGAGGAAGUUGAACUGAGGUGGGACGAGCUCCAGUCUAUUGUUCAAGAUUUUCAAUUGCUGGAACAGUUGAGGGGGCUACUGGUGGUGGGGAGUACAACAACAUACAUUGGCUCUCGCCCAAGAACCCGUGAAGUUCUCCAAAGGAGAAUGUACACGAACGAGAUAUUCGAGUGGUUAGCCGAGGCAAAACUGGAAGAAAAAGACGUGAGAUCCAACGCUGGUAACAGUUUCGAUGAAAUUGGAAUAGAGGAUGGUGACAUUGAUCCCGAACAAGUUGUUCUCAGUCGUGAGCGGGCUCUGCAUCACCGCAAUGGCGUAACAACGAGUCCCAUGUAACUCUGACAUCGAGAUUACGAUCGAAAACCACUGGAAAACAGUGGAAACCCACUCAUUCUCUGAUUUCACCUGCAGUUUUAAUUUUCACCCUCGUGUCCAGGUGGUUCAUGACUAUUUUCCUUCCAUCGUUUUUUUUAUCCAAGAACACGGACG